AUGGAACUUUCAGUGCCAAAAUCUUACAAGUUAUCUAGUGGCUACACUAUCCCAUCUGUGGGUCUUGGAACCUACGAGCUACCACCAAAUAAGACAGCUUAUCUUGUUCAUCAAGCAUUGGAAGUUGGGUACAGACACUUUGACACAGCUGUUUUGUAUGGAAAUGAGUACGAAGUUGGUCAAGGUAUAAAGAAAUGGCUCAAUGAAAACCCUGCUGAAAACAAACGAGGAGAUGUAUUUUAUACAACCAAGCUAUGGGAUUCUCAACAUGGGUAUGAAAAGGCGAAAAAGGCAAUUGACCAUUGUUUGCAAGAGGUGGAAGAUCUCGGUUACAUUGAUUUGCUCUUAAUUCAUUCACCGUUAGGUGGGAAAAAAUUGAGAUUAGAGACUUAUGAAGCUAUGCAGGAGGCAGUCGAUGCAGGCAAGGUUAGAUCGAUUGGUGUUUCCAAUUAUGGGUUCCAACAUAUUGAGGAGCUUUUGAAUUGGGAAAAAUUGAAAUAUAAACCUGUCGUCAAUCAGAUCGAAAUUUCGCCAUGGUGUAUGCGUCAGGAACUUGCUGAUUUCUGCAAAAAAAAGGGAAUCCUUGUGGAAGCAUACGCGCCUCUAACCCAUGGCACAAAGCUCAAAGACCCCGAUCUUGUCAAAGUUGCUAAUGAAGUAGGCUGUGACGUUGGUCAAGCGCUAAUCAGAUGGUCCCUACAGAAAGGCUAUAUACCAUUACCGAAGACUCAAUCAGUUUCAAGACUUGCCAGUAACCUCGACGUCUUUUCAUUCGAAUGGACCACGGACCAAAUGGAUCAAUUAGAUAAACCGUAUGCAUAUGAACCAACUGAUUGGGAAUGCACCAAUGCACCAUGA
Molecule: messenger RNA, 858 nt
Organism: Kluyveromyces lactis
Lineage: Eukaryota; Fungi; Ascomycota; Saccharomycetes; Saccharomycetales; Saccharomycetaceae
Product: aldo-keto reductase superfamily protein
Exons: 1
Coding region: 1-858 (285 amino acids)
Molecular function (GO): oxidoreductase activity
Source: RefSeq, a predicted model, not a curated record